Messenger RNA from Blastomyces dermatitidis ER-3, 378 nucleotides. RefSeq names its product transcription elongation factor Elf1 like protein. Gene Ontology annotation, cellular component: transcription elongation factor complex. Gene Ontology annotation, molecular function: RNA polymerase II complex binding. The record is from RefSeq and is a predicted model, not a curated record. The transcript is spliced from 4 exons. NCBI's taxonomy places the organism in Eukaryota, Fungi, Ascomycota, Eurotiomycetes, Onygenales, Ajellomycetaceae. The coding region runs from base 1 to 378 and encodes 125 amino acids. Gene Ontology annotation, biological process: transcription elongation by RNA polymerase II.
AUGGGCAAGCGCAAGAAGUCUAGCCGCAAGCCGGCAGCCCCCAGGAAGAAAGAGCCCCUCCCAACCACAUUUUCUUGUCUAUUCUGCAACCAUGAGAAUUGUGUGAUAGUGAAGCUGGAUAAGAAAUUGGGUCUCGGGAACCUGUCAUGUAAAAUAUGCGGCCAGCGAUUCCAGACCGGCAUCAACUACCUCUCCGCUGCCGUCGAUGUUUAUUCUGACUGGGUGGAUGCCUGCGAUGCGGUUGCUAAGGACGCCGCCGCUGGCAAUGCUGUGGAGACUACUGCACGUGGAGCAAAUGAAGGAUCCUCAGGUCCGGUGAGACGCGAGGCUGAAAGAGAGGAACUCGAUCAGUCUGAAGUCGGCCUUGAUGACUACUGA